AUGGAGUUGGCGUUGUUGGGAGCGGACAUGGUUAAUCUUUUCGCCCUAGGAACGAUCCCGAUGGAUAAUUUUUGCAAUAACAUUAAAGAAGCAGAUCCACGGUCCUGGGAGGACAAAUUUCCGUCGGUAUUCCAUGGCACGGGGAUUUGUACCAAAGCCAGCGUUCAUCUGCAGCUACGAAAAGAUACCCGUCCAGUGUUUCAUCCCAAGCGCCCCGUUGCGUAUGCAAUGGAAGAGAUUGUCAACAAGGAGCUCGAUCGGUUGGAAGGCUUGGGCAUUAUAUCACCUGUCGAUUACUCGGAUUGGGCAGCACCAGUCGUUGUGGUCAGGAAGACUAACGGACAGAUACGACUAUGCGGCGAUUAUUCGACCGGCCUGAAUGCAGCUUUACACCCGCAUGAGUAUCCACUUCCGUUACCACAGGAUAUUUUUUCUAAACUGGCUAGAUGCAAAAUAUUUACACAACUCGAUCUUUCAGAUGCGUUUCUCCAGGUGGAAAUAGAGACAGGAUGUCGGCCAUUGCUCACGAUUAACACUCACCGAGGCCUUUACCACUACAAUAGACUCCCCCCAGGCAUCAAAGUAGCACCGGGAGCAUUCCAGCAGAUCAUGGACAAGAUGCUCGCUGGCAUAAACGGAGUAUCAGCCUAUAUGGAUGACGUGAUUAUCGGUGGUAAAACGCAAGAAGAGCACGACAUCGCCCUGGAGGAAACAAUUAAACGCAUACAAGACUACGGCUUUACAAUACGAUCAGAAAAGUGUGCGUUCAAUAAGCCACAAAUCCGCUAUUUAGGGCAUAUUAUAGACAGCCAAGGCCUCAGACUUGACCCGUUGAAGAUCGAAGCCAUUAAAAAACUGCCUCCACCGAAAGAUAUCUCAGGAGCACGAUCGUUCAUCGGUGCGGUGAACUACUAUGCAAAGUUCAUCCCAAGUAUUAGAGAUCUGCGUUACCCAAUGGACAAAUUGCUGCAAAAUGACCUCCUGCUCACACAUUAUGACCCGAAGCUUGACAUUGUGGUUUCGGCCGAUGCUUCAUCUAUUGGACUUGGGGCAACGCUUAGUCACAAAUUUCCUGAUGGAUCUCUUAAGGUGGUGCAACACGCAUCUAGAGCGCUGAGUAAGGCUGAAGAGGGUUACAGCCAAAUCGAUCGAGAAGGUCUCGCCAUCAUAUUUGCUGUAACGAAAUUCCAUCGGAUGCUAUACGGUCGACAUUUUACGUUGCAAACCGACCACCGGCCAUUAGUGCGAAUUUUUGGAAGCAAAAAGGGGGUUCCAACGUAUACAGCUAAUCGAUUGCAGAGAUUCGCAUUAACACUUCACCUUUACGACAUGACCAUCGAAUACAUCCCCACUGGUUCUUUUGGCAACGCCGACGUUCUUUCUCGCCUCAUACAAAACCAUGCGAAACCAGAGUCGGAAUACAUCGUAGCAAGCAACGAAUUAGAGCAGGAUCUCAGAGACAUUGAGCUCUACACUCAGCAAGAUCCGUCGCUCCAGAAGGUUUACAAGUACGUGCGAGAUGGUUGGCCUCGCGACGUAGCUUACGGAACAGAUCUUGCACGGCUCUACGAUAGAAGGGAAUCGCUGACCAACGUGGAUGGCUGCAUUCUUUUUGGAGAGAGAGUAGUCAUCCCGGAGAAGCUGCGCAAUCGCUGUUUAAAUCAACUACACCGAGGACAUCCGGAAAUGCAGAGGAUGAAAUCGGUUGCACGUAGCUACGUAUAUUGGCCUAAGUUGGAUGACGACAUAGCACGCUAUGUGGCCUCCUGCGAGGCAUGUGCAGCAGCGGCAAAAUCACCACCAAGGGCAACCCAUUUUACUGAUCAGUCUGCAUUUGAGACAUCCCAACACACUGCGGCCUCCACACCACCACAACCGCAGCAGGCCCUGGAGACCGAACAUCCUACAGAAGGUAUGAACCAGCAGCAGAUAGGCGUGCCACACGAAAGCGAUCUCACUAUGAGCAGCGUGCUGUGA
Messenger RNA from Anopheles merus, 1977 nucleotides. RefSeq lists its product as uncharacterized. The transcript has 4 exons. Lineage: Eukaryota; Metazoa; Arthropoda; Insecta; Diptera; Culicidae. The record is from RefSeq and is a predicted model, not a curated record. Bases 1 to 1977 code for a protein of 658 amino acids.